UAUUUUCAUAAAUUUCUCCAAUUUUGCAAAACAACCCCUCACUUUACCAGCUCCAAUCCUUCUUCUUAAUUGCAUUCCCUCCGCGCAAUCCCCAAUCCACCUCUCCUCAACCCACAAUGAUUUUCUCUCGCCGGAAAUACUCCUCCUUCCUCACCGCCGAGGUGCUCGCUGGAAAACAUUCUUCCGCCGCCACCGGCGUCCGGCAGCACAACAAACUCUCCAUCUUCGCAAUCGUCCUCUCCGUCAUUCUCUUCGCCGCUUUCAUCUACAACGAUGACCUUAAAUCCAUCGCCGAAUUCCCCUUUCCGGCCAAACCUCCCUCUGAUUCUCCCCUCCCCCUUCUCCUCGACACCACUGAAGAAUCUAAUCGGAGCAUCGGAUCCAUGGAUCCGAUCACCAAAAACCCUAACUGGUGUGAAGAGGAGCAGAAGGAGAAGAGGAAGGCACCGAGAUUGAAGGAGGGGAGCCAAGACGACAGGGCGUGGGUUUUGGAUAAAACGGUGGUGAGAAUAGCGGAGGGGUGUGAUGUCUACGCGGGGAAGUGGGUGUACGACAAUGACACGCGGCCGAAUUAUAGGGAGGAGGCGUGCGAGUUUCUGACGGAGCAGGUUACUUGUAUGCGGAACGGUCGCAUGGAUGAUGCGUAUCAGAAGUGGAGAUGGCAGCCUAGAGAUUGUUCCCUACCCGAGUUUGAUGCAAGGGUGAUGCUGGAGAGAUUGAGAGGGAAGAGGCUGAUGUUUGUGGGGGAUUCGCUGAACCGGAAUCAAUGGGAGUCUAUGGUGUGUCUUGUACAAUCUGUCAUCCCUCCGGGCAAGAAAACCCUACUCAAGAACGGUUCACUCAACACUUUCAGAGCAGAGGAGUAUGAUGCCACAGUAGAGUUCUACUGGGCGCCAUUUUUAGUGGAGUCAAACUCAGAUGACCCAAAGAAGCACAGCAUACUUGAAAGAAUCAUCAUGGCAGAGUCAAUAGAGGAGCAUGGGAAGAACUGGAAGGGCGUUGACUUUCUCAUCUUCAACACAUACAUUUGGUGGAUGAAUACCUUCACCAUGAAAGUCUUGAGGGGAUCGUUUGAAGAAGGGUCAACGGAGUACGAGGAGGUUGACCGAGCGGUGGCAUAUGAGAAAGUGUUAAGGGCUUGGGCGAAGUGGGUUGAUGAGAAUUUGGAUGCUAAGAGGACUAUGAUAUUCUUUAUGAGCAUGUCCCCUCUCCAUAUCAAGAGCGAGGACUGGGGAAACCCUAACGGCAUAAAAUGCGCCUCCGAGUGGCGUUCCCCCCGUGGGCGGCAGCCGCCGCUGGACGUGGGAACCGAUUGGAGGCUAUUCUACGCGGCGGCGCGGGUGAUAAGCUCCAUGAAGACGGCGGUGACCUUCGUUAACAUCACCGCCCUCUCGGAGCUCCGAAAGGACGGCCAUACUUCCGUUCACACGAUACGACAGGGGAAGCUGUUGACCGCAGAACAGAAAGCCGAUCCCCGGAACUACGCCGACUGUAUUCAUUGGUGUCUGCCGGGGCUUCCUGAUGCGUGGAACCAGUUUGUGUAUGGGUAUAUUGCUUCGGGGACGAUGAGUGGCUGACUCGUAAUUUUUUUCAACUCUUUUUUUUUUUUUUUUUUUGAGGGAUGAUGAGGGGAAGAGAUGAAGGAGAAAGGGUGAUUAAGAAAAAUGGUUGGAUUUGUUUUAGUGUUGAGUAAUAUAAAAGGAAUUAAUUGAAGGAAGAUUUUUAUAUAUUUAGAUUGAGUUAUGUGAGCC
Messenger RNA from Phalaenopsis equestris, 1751 nucleotides. RefSeq names its product protein trichome birefringence-like 28. The record is from RefSeq and is a predicted model, not a curated record. Gene Ontology annotation, molecular function: O-acetyltransferase activity. The transcript is spliced from 5 exons. NCBI's taxonomy places the organism in Eukaryota, Viridiplantae, Streptophyta, Magnoliopsida, Asparagales, Orchidaceae. Gene Ontology annotation, cellular component: Golgi apparatus. Bases 117 to 1577 code for a protein of 486 amino acids.